Molecule: messenger RNA, 987 nt
Organism: Pungitius pungitius (ninespine stickleback)
Lineage: Eukaryota; Metazoa; Chordata; Actinopteri; Perciformes; Gasterosteidae
Product: zinc metalloproteinase nas-4
Exons: 10
Coding region: 49-987 (312 amino acids)
Biological process (GO): proteolysis
Molecular function (GO): metalloendopeptidase activity; zinc ion binding
Source: RefSeq, a predicted model, not a curated record
UAAUGGGAGGGUGGAGGAGGUGGAAGCUUCACUCUGCUCUCUGAGAACAUGCUGGGUCUUCUCCUUGCCGCGGUGCUCCUGCAGGCCUCCACACAUGUCGGCUCCAGCCCCCUCCCCGACGAUCACAGAGCGCCUCGGGAGGAAUGGGCCGUCCAGGAAAUGCAUUCAAUGCAGGCCGACCCUGAGACUCUAGAAGAACUGACUGAGACGACGGCCGUGGUGGAGGGAGACAUGGUGCUGUCAAGUGACAGGAACGCGGUGGAGAACAUCUGGCCGACCACUCGGGUCCCGUACGCCAUCAGCUCGCCGUUGGCUGGUCGAACAGCAGACAUCCUGGCUGCCAUGGCGAUGGUGUCUGAGCCCACCUGCUUAUCGUUCCACAAGAGGACCACUGAGCCCGACUACCUGGACUUCGUCGUCGGCACCGGGUGCGCGUCCUACGUGGGCCACAUUGGCGGCGGGCAGAGUGUGUUUGUCGGCCCCAGGUGCAACGUGGGUAACGUGGCCCACGAGGUGCUCCACGCACUGGGCUUCCACCACGAGCACACGAGGAUGGACCGCGAGGCGCACGUCACCGUGCUGACCGACAACAUCAUGGAGGGCAAGGAGGUAAACUUCGAGCAGUACCGAGGGAACACGUUGGGCCUGAGCUACGACGUGCGCUCCAUCCUGCACUACGGCAGCGACUUCUUCUCAGCCAACGGCCUCCCGACCCUCGUGUCCCUCAACUCGGUGGCCAACAUGGGGCAGCGGGAGAAGCUGACCCAGCUGGACGUCCGCAGGGUCAUCCUCCUCUACAACUGUGGUACUUUCAAGCUCACUGAGGAUGAGGACCACGACCAGGAACCCGGCGCUUACUGGCUGAUCCAGUACAGUACCAACCAGACGGGUUCUGACAGAGAGGAAGAUCACAGCUCCUCUUCGUCGCUGAGGCUGGACGCCGCCACUGGAGGGCAGAACCACACCGGCUCGGAGAAGAACCCUUAA